UCCAAUCAGGGCGGCGCUCACACCACCACCGUCGGCCUCCGCCCUUCUGCUGCGCUCCGCUCGGCUCCUCGACGCUAUGGGCAAGGCCUCCAAAGACAAGAGGGACAUCUACUACCGGAAGGCAAAGGAGGAGGGGUGGAGAGCUCGCAGCGCCUUCAAGCUCCUGCAGAUCGACCAGGAGUUCAACAUCUUCCACGGAGUGAAGCGUGUGGUUGAUCUCUGCGCUGCUCCUGGGAGCUGGAGCCAGGUUCUGAGCCGCAAUUUGUAUGUUCCAGCAAAGCUAACAUCUGAUGGGAAAGAGGGUGACCUUCCUCUCAUUGUUGCGAUCGAUUUGCAACCGAUGGCUCCAAUAGAAGGUGUCAUACAAGUGCAGGGCGACAUCACUAAUGCUCGGACAGCGGAAGUGGUCAUUAGGCACUUCGAUGGAUGCAAAGCAGACCUGGUUGUGUGUGAUGGCGCCCCUGAUGUUACCGGCCUUCAUGACAUGGACGAGUUUGUCCAGUCCCAGCUUAUAUUGGCGGCACUGACAAUUGUGACUCAUGUACUCAAAGUUGGUGGAAAAUUUGUUGCCAAGAUUUUCCGCGGUAAAGAUACAAGUCUCCUGUAUUGCCAGUUAAAGCUGUUCUUCUCACAAGUUACAUUUGCAAAGCCGAAGAGUAGCCGCAACUCAAGUAUUGAGGCUUUUGCAGUCUGCGAAAACUACGCUCCUCCUGAGGGCUUCAAGGAGAAAGACCUGUAUCACCUUCUAGAGAAAGUGGGGACUCCUUCAGGGGCCGAUGAUUUGGACUGCAGGAGCGGCUGGCUGGAGGGACCAAACAAGGUCUACAUCCCGUUCCUGGCCUGCGGCGACCUCAGCGGCUACGACUCAGACCGUUCGUACCCGCUUCCGAGCGCGGAAGGCGGCGGCUCCUACCAGAGCCUGGACCCGGUCCAGCCUCCAAUCGCCCCGCCGUACAAGACUGCGCUGGAGAUGAAGAAGGCGUCCAGCCACGGCGCGGGCGCAUUAGAUACCAGCAAAUCGUCCGUUGACUCCUGAAGCUGCAAUAUAGGCAGGGUUUGGGCGCAUGUAGCUGCUGCCCACCACAUGGACAUGCGGGCAAGCGAUGUUCAACACAUGGGUUGCAGAGAUGAGAAGAUGCCAGAGUCUAGGCUGAAUUUCGUUUAUUCGUCUGAUCUGAAAACAAACUUAUCAUCUGUCAGCACACGAGUCACAGAGAUGAGAAGAUGCUGAACUUUAAGCUGAGUUUAGUUAUUCGUCCGAUCUGAAAAUACAUGUAUCGUCCUCUCUACACCAACUUAUAUCAUGUAAAAUACAUAUGAUGUCUCUCUCGUACACCGAACCCAUUCUUGGCAAUAUUGCGGUUCCAGAUCGCAGAUCGUACUUGUGACUUUGUUUCGUUCUGGAACGACUUUUGGGGUUUACAA
Messenger RNA from Lolium rigidum, 1425 nucleotides. RefSeq names its product putative tRNA (cytidine(32)/guanosine(34)-2'-O)-methyltransferase. NCBI's taxonomy places the organism in Eukaryota, Viridiplantae, Streptophyta, Magnoliopsida, Poales, Poaceae. Gene Ontology annotation, cellular component: cytoplasm. The transcript is spliced from 11 exons. Gene Ontology annotation, biological process: cytoplasmic translation; tRNA methylation. Bases 77 to 1036 code for a protein of 319 amino acids. The record is from RefSeq and is a predicted model, not a curated record. Gene Ontology annotation, molecular function: tRNA methyltransferase activity.